Molecule: messenger RNA, 2497 nt
Organism: Rattus rattus (black rat)
Lineage: Eukaryota; Metazoa; Chordata; Mammalia; Rodentia; Muridae
Gene: Prkag2
Product: protein kinase AMP-activated non-catalytic subunit gamma 2
Exons: 12
Coding region: 16-1350 (444 amino acids)
Source: RefSeq, a predicted model, not a curated record
CCUAGGGUGCGGCGGAUGCCCAUGGGCCCACACCUGCGCGAGAACGCGCGUGUCCGCAGGCGCGCGCGGCGGGCGAAGCGCUGGGGCCGCCGCUCCCCCUUCCCACGCUUGCUCGCGGGCCGUACCAAAGGCGCAGGGGGGAGCGGAGCGAGCCAUCGCGGCCCACCUGCGGCUGCGGGGCCUGGGCGGGGACGCGCUCCACCCUGGCCUGCCGCGCGCGCCCGGGGCGCGCGCCCGCCGCCGCUGCAGGCCCCUCCCCCCCGAUGCGAGAGAAGCCGGAGCGCCGCGGCCCAUGCUGAUCCGUGUCCUCCUCCUCCUCCCCCUCAGGCGGCGCUGGCGGCGGCCCCGGGACCCGCGGAAGCCGGCAUGCUGGAGAAGCUGGAGUUCCAGGAGGAAGCAGAAGACUCAGAGAGUGGCGUUUAUAUGCGAUUCAUGAGGUCACACAAGUGUUAUGACAUCGUUCCAACCAGCUCAAAGCUCGUUGUCUUCGACACUACGUUGCAAGUUAAAAAGGCCUUCUUUGCCUUGGUAGCCAACGGAGUCCGUGCAGCGCCGCUGUGGGAAAGUAAAAAGCAGAGCUUCGUAGGAAUGCUCACAAUUACAGAUUUCAUAAACAUACUACACAGAUACUAUAAAUCCCCCAUGGUACAGAUUUAUGAAUUGGAGGAACAUAAGAUUGAAACGUGGAGGGAACUGUACUUACAUGAAACCUUCAAGCCUUUGGUGAAUAUCUCUCCAGAUGCGAGCCUCUUCGAUGCUGUAUACUCGUUGAUCAAAAAUAAAAUCCACAGAUUGCCAGUUAUUGACCCUAUCAGUGGGAAUGCACUUUAUAUACUUACCCACAAAAGAAUCCUCAAGUUCCUCCAGCUUUUUAUGUCUGACAUGCCAAAGCCCGCCUUCAUGAAGCAGAACCUGGAUGAGCUCGGAAUAGGGACAUAUCACAAUAUUGCCUUCAUUCACCCGGAUACCCCCAUCAUCAAAGCCUUGAACAUCUUUGUGGAGAGACGGAUAUCUGCGCUGCCUGUGGUGGAUGAGUCAGGAAAAGUUGUAGAUAUUUAUUCCAAGUUUGAUGUAAUUAAUCUUGCUGCUGAGAAAACGUACAAUAACCUAGACAUCACGGUGACCCAGGCCCUGCAGCACCGCUCACAGUAUUUUGAGGGUGUGGUCAAGUGCAGUAAGCUGGAAACACUGGAGACCAUUGUGGACAGAAUAGUGAGAGCCGAGGUCCAUCGGUUGGUGGUAGUGAAUGAAGCAGAUAGUAUUGUGGGUAUUAUCUCCCUGUCAGACAUCCUGCAAGCCCUGAUCCUCACACCAGCAGGUGCCAAACAGAAGGAGACAGAGACCGAAUGACCACCGCAAGUGUAGACGCCCUCACAGGAGAACUUGAACAAAGUCUCGGGGUCACGUUUUGCCUCAUGAACACUGGCUGCAAUAGAAAGAGAAUAAAAUGGCUAAGAAUGUAUAUCAGGGUUUAGCGAUGGGUAUUUUUCCAGUGAUUUGUAAGUAUAGGAAAAGAUUUUAUGUGCUUGAAGAUUCAGGCUUGCGUUCAAAGACUGUCCUCAGACCCGUCUGAAGGAUUUCCAAUGCUGUAUGUCAUUAAAGUGCACUGUGUCCUGAAAUAGUACUACUUUUCAUUUCAAAGAAGUCAUUGGGAUGGAACAGGUGACAGAAAGUGAGUGAACGGCACGUCCAGAUCACGGUGCCUUAUGUCCAAACGCAAUAUGUCACCGCCGCUGCCGCACGCCCCAAAGUGCUGCUGAAGAGACGCCCGGCCCAAGUGUGAGCAUCUUCAAACCUUUACCCAGCCUCCUCCUUUGCACCCAGUGGGUUGAAAAGUUUUCAUUUGAGCAGAGGCAACCGAAAACGCCAAGUGCUGCUUCUAAGUGCUACGUGUCCUGUUCUGGCUACCGUGUCAGCGAGGCUGGCUUGGCAACCGCGCUUUAUUUAUUUUUUUCUCUCAUGCAGGUUUUCUACACAUCUUUUGGUGAGUGGACUUCACCAUACCUACGAAUAAAAUCUUGAUCAUUCUCCUAAGUGGAAAAUCUCUCUCGAGAGAUUUUAGUUUGGAUCUGGAAAGGCUAUGCCUUCCAAAACAAGCUACUGGGGCUGGAGAGAUGGCUCAGCCAUUAAAGGCUAGGCUCACACGAAACAGCCACUGUUGGGUCUUUUAAACGUUUAUGGAAACAGGCCGAGGUCGCAGGGAUGAAGUACCAGAAGACGUCUGUGUGUUGUUGUUUUUUUUUUAUUGUGUGUUGAAAUGUAAACUCAUGAUGUUUGUGUGACCGCUGACAAGACGCUUGUAACUUUUAUUGUGACACAUAAAGCAGUAUUGUCAUGCAAUUGAAGGGAAACUGUCCCCUCGUGUCAGUGCUCUGAAAAUGUUGACACUAUAUCUGUGUGUAUAUAUGAGCAGAGUUUGGGGGUUUGUUUGGGGGGUUUUGUUUUGUUUUCCAGAUCGAAAAUUAAAAUAAAUCCUAUCUACCAGUUUGCUAAAGUU